Molecule: messenger RNA, 1749 nt
Organism: Tuber aestivum (summer truffle)
Lineage: Eukaryota; Fungi; Ascomycota; Pezizomycetes; Pezizales; Tuberaceae
Source: the annotation of a GenBank genome assembly
CUACGGUAAUUGGGUUCGGCCGGCCCAAUCUCUACUGGCAUAGGGCGGUAAUCCUGCAGAGUAAGUUGUCUGGGCAUUUUCUCUCUUCUGCCUGCCCGAAUGAUGAUCUACUUAACACUUAUCUACAUUGUCUGAACCCAAUGAAGACUUAACUCAUGCUUUCGAUAUCUGACUUGUUUAUCCUUGCUAUUUGCUGAGUUUGGCGGUUGUAUUUACUCAUGCUAAUAGUUAUCCUCAAAUAGGUUGCUUGUUCUCCUUUGCGGUAUCAAUUCUCCUAUCGGUUAAUGACUACAACGCUUCACUGAUGCUCCGGAUCUUGGUCCCUGCACGAAGUCCAGACUGCAUCGAUCUUACUCUACUGUGUUGAUUCGCCCUGACGACAAACCUCUAAAAUCUGCCCCUAUUGUUGCUUCACAACUCUAGGGUUCCUGGAAAAGAGGGAGAUUACCCUCCAUAUGCGUCGAUGUCAUCAAGUCAAUCAUUCGAAUCGAUGCGUCGUGGGUAUGGAGAUUGGUGUGCGCUAUUUGAGAAAGCCUCCCCACUGUACAAUAGUGGGUGCGGUGGUUAUUGGUGCCCUACAUUUCUUAUCUCUUAUCCCUUUCCGGGGGGUUGUUUGGGGGUACUUGCGGAGGGAGAAGGGGGUUCAUCUGCCGUGUAAGAAGGAUCACUAUGGUAAGCCUUGAAUUUCCUUUCCGGCCCAAUGAACUAUGUGGGGUGAUGAUCCAUUUUUCUUCACUUUCGGAAUCCUUCGUACAGCGUUAGGAGGGAGAUGAAGUAUAAACGACAUAUCCAUGUACUACAGUCUGACCAUAUACAUGUUAUUUUUUUUUAGAUAUAUUAUUCUACCGCCUUGGAUUCACAAUAUUUGCUGACUCUAGAUUUUGGCUCAGGCACGCUGCCACCCCCUCCAGGUACUUCCGCGGCUUGGCGAUAAGCGUUAACAGGUGAGCUAUAUUUUUUGUUCCUAUUUCAACUAUUCAUCGUUAUUUCCACCUUUGAUUCCAGUGAUGAUUUAAAUGCAUGUAUUACCCGAGAACAUGGCCUUGAAUCAGCCGGUUCGUUGAAGUUGACAUUCUAUUAGCUCUAUCUGAUAUGUAAUUUUCGUUUUUCCUUCUCCAUUAGCAUUAUUCUUUGCACGAAAAGGUAGAGCUAACAUAUCGAACAGAAUACUUAAAUUCCUUGCUAGCGAACUUCAUGUUGAUUGGGAAAUGAAAUUACGAUGAUAAUGCUUUUUUCCUCUGUUUGAAUCCCGCUUAACUUUAGUUGUCAUAAAUAUCUCACGACCAUGUCUGCGUUUGAUACAAUACAGGCAUCUGUUCAAUCCAUGUCUUGCAGCACAGGUAAUGCCCUCGUGCCUUGCGGUCUCUGUUCUUCUGGUGCCGCACUAAUUUCAAGGUCUUAGCCAUCCUUACAAUCAGGAUUCCUAAUGAACUCCAAUUGAAUGGCUGUAAACCCUGCUGUGGCUUUGAAGUAGAGUUCAAUGCACCCUUCCCUGUAGAAGCCUGAACCACACUGAUCGUAGCUCAAAAAACCUCUCACUCAUAGCACCCCCACCACCGACUCCACCUCGAUGGAUGGCCAAGUUGACAUAGCCAUAUCUCUGGAAGAAUUCAGCAAGACGUCUUUUUGGAAAGCGGGGUCCCAGUAUUGUAUCCCCCUCUCCAACCCAACACUCCUAUAUAUCGGUGCAGCCCUGAUAACCCCCCUCGGCUGCACCCUCUCCCGCUCACAGCCUUCGCAUUCAGCUAG